AUGGCGGCGACGAUGGUGGCGAUGACUGCGAGGAGCAAGAACAGCGUAUUAUCCAUGGAGAAGAAGCAGGGCUGGUCUAUUCAGCUCCCGGAGCUCCGGUUCCCUUGGGAUUCACAUGAAGACAAGGGCUUCUCUCUAAGUCUGCAAGGCUCUGGGCCUGCUCAUGGCGGCCUGUUUGCUAGCGUGGGUCUUAAAGUGUCGACGGGUGCGCCAGCAGUGGCGCCCGGUCCGGGCGACAAGGAUAUUAAGAUUCCGUUUGCUGAUCAUUGUAUGAAGUACGUGUCCGAGGCGGUUGGGUACAAGGUUAUUAGCACUAAGGCCGAGCCAGUGGAGGAGGAGGUGGUGGAUGCUAAGGCAAAGAAGGCAGCCAAGAAACGUGGGCUGAAGCUGAAAAUUCAGAUUGGGAACCCACAUUUGAGGAGGCUAGUUAGUGGAGCUUUUGCGGGCGCUGUUUCCAGGACUUGUGUGGCACCACUGGAGACAAUCAGGACUCACUUGAUGGUUGGGAGCAACGGUGACUCCAUGAUAGAGGUGUUCCAGUCAAUCAUGAACACUGAGGGGUGGACUGGGCUUUUCCGUGGGAAUCUUGUCAAUGUUAUCCGAGUUGCGCCAAGCAAAGCAAUUGAGCUGUUUGCUUUUGAUACUGCCAAGAAAUUCUUGACUCCAAAGGCUGAUGAGUCCCCAAAGACCUUCCUACCUCCAUCACUUGUUGCUGGAGCACUUGCUGGAGUCAGCUCAACCCUGUGCAUGUAUCCAUUGGAAUUGAUUAAGACCAGAUUGACGAUAGAGAAAGAUGUCUAUGACAACUUCCUCCAUGCUUUCGUCAAGAUUUUGCGAGAGGAAGGUCCAUCAGAGCUCUACCGUGGUCUGACACCAAGUCUGAUAGGAGUGGUGCCAUAUGCUGCGACCAAUUACUAUGCCUAUGACACCCUAAAGAAGCUCUAUAGGAAGACGUUCAAGCAGGAGGAGAUCAGCAACAUCGCAACUCUCCUAAUUGGUUCAGCAGCUGGUGCCAUCUCUAGCACUGCCACCUUCCCUCUCGAGGUGGCCCGCAAGCAAAUGCAGGUAGGAGCAGUAGGUGGGAGGCAGAUCUACAAGAAUGUGUUCCAUGCGCUCUACUGCAUAAUGGAGAAGGAAGGGAUCGGCGGCCUGUACAAGGGGCUCGGACCGAGCUGCAUCAAGCUGAUGCCUGCAGCGGGCAUCUCGUUCAUGUGCUACGAGGCCUGUAAGAAGAUCCUGGUCGAAGACAAUGAGGAUAGUGAGUGA
This is a messenger RNA of Miscanthus lutarioriparius, 1266 nucleotides long. Lineage: Eukaryota; Viridiplantae; Streptophyta; Magnoliopsida; Poales; Poaceae. The record is from the annotation of a GenBank genome assembly.